GGACUGUGCUAUCAAAAAAAGUACGCAGCAAGUUUAGCAAAUUGAAUGCACCAAUCGUGCGGCGAUGACAUUGGCAAAAAGUUGUUAGCAGUCGUGAAAAACAGAAGAACAUUCUAGUCUGUGAAUCUUUCAUCGGCCGGAAGCCUAUUCAGUGAUUCGUGAUAACAUCUCCAACAUUUUCUCAGCACAUUUUACAUUAGCCGACUGCAAAGGCUGACCGCAACGAAAAGCAAUGGCAUGUCCAAUUGAUCCCUCAGAGCUGAAGAAGCUCAAGAUAUUCGUUGAUUUAUGCGCCGCCCAACCACAGAUACUCAAUCUACCUCAACUGGAUUUUUUGAAACAGUUCGUGGAGAAGCUGGGCGGAAAGAUACCGGAAGGAACGCCAGACUUUGGUGGGGCCGACAAACCAAAGCACGCUGAAACUGAAACGAAAGCAGAGGAGCCUGCGAAGAAGGAAGACUCCGAACCAGAAUCGGAUGUUGAGCUGGAUAUGGAAGGCUGCGUUGAGCCGGAUGAUGUGACGGAGCAUCCGAUGGGAGAUAUGGACAAGGAACCCAGCGAAGAUGACCUCGAUAAAGCCAAUGAGUUCCGUGCACAAGCGGCAGCAGCUUAUUCUGAACAAAACUAUGAGGAUGCUGUUAAGUUCUUUACCGAAGCAAUUCUCCUCAAUCCAAAAAGUGCACUAUAUUAUGCCAAACGUGGUCAGGCUUAUUUGAAGCUAGUCAAGCCGAACGCCUGUAUCCAGGAUUGCAACCGAGCCCUGGAGAUGAAUCCAGAUUCUGCAUCCGCUUAUAAAUUCCGUGGAAGAGCUCAUCGUUUGCUGGGCAAAUGGGAAGAGGCUGCCAAAGAUCUUCGUCAAGCGGGCAAAUUAGAUUUCGACGAAGAAAUUGACGAAUGGCUGAAGGAAGUGACUCCAAAUGCGAAAAAGAUUGAGCAACAUAAGUUAAAGCAGGAACGUCGCCGUCUGGAGAAAGAGCUUCGCGAACGACAGGAACGCGUUCGCAAGGCACAGGAAGCCAACAAGAAGGCGGCGGAGGAAAAUGCUCGCGGUGAGAACGCGGGAGACUUCGGGGACUUCAUGGGUGGCGGCGGCGGCGGUGGUCUUGGUGGCACGGAAGAUAUCCUCAAUGCCUUCAAGGAUCCUGAGGUAGCGGCCGCCCUUCAGGAUAUUAUGUCGAAUCCGGCGAACAUUGGCAAAUACCAAAACAAUCCGAAAGUGAUGAAUAUCGUCACCAAAAUUGCAUCUCAGGCGCAGUCUGGCUUUGGAGGUUUCCCUGGAGGGUUUCCAGGUGCCCCAGGUGGUGGUGCUGGCGGAUUCCCUGGUGGUUUUCCUGGAGGCUUCCCGGGAGCUGGGGCAGGAGGAUUUCCAGGAUUUGGGGGUGGUUCGCCUGGAACUGGGGGCAGUAAGAGUACUGAUGAUUUAGAUUAGGAUUGCGCCGCUGCAUUUUGAUUUGAGUUUAGUGUACUAAUGAUUAUGGCUUUUAAAUUGAUUUGAAGCGAAGCUAAGUUGAAGUUGAAGCAGAUAUAACUAUAAAUAUAAAAAUCUAUAUUGUUCAUCAAAUAGCUUUCCAGUGCAUAAUUAUUCCGAACAAUAACCUAUCAGUUCAAAUAUAAUAUGAAUAAAUAUGAAUAACGUUCUUAAAGAA
Molecule: messenger RNA, 1646 nt
Organism: Toxorhynchites rutilus septentrionalis
Lineage: Eukaryota; Metazoa; Arthropoda; Insecta; Diptera; Culicidae
Product: hsc70-interacting protein 1-like
Exons: 2
Coding region: 233-1429 (398 amino acids)
Molecular function (GO): Hsp70 protein binding; protein dimerization activity
Source: RefSeq, a predicted model, not a curated record